Molecule: messenger RNA, 2295 nt
Organism: Taeniopygia guttata (zebra finch)
Lineage: Eukaryota; Metazoa; Chordata; Aves; Passeriformes; Estrildidae
Gene: OSR1
Product: odd-skipped related transcription factor 1
Biological process (GO): regulation of transcription by RNA polymerase II; embryo development; urogenital system development
Cellular component (GO): nucleus
Molecular function (GO): DNA-binding transcription factor activity, RNA polymerase II-specific; RNA polymerase II transcription regulatory region sequence-specific DNA binding
Source: RefSeq, a predicted model, not a curated record
CGGUUCAGUCUGAGCGCGACUGCUCCCGGGCGCGUUCGCACUCCAGCGCACGCAGCCGGCUCCGGGAGCAGGAGCGGGGAGAGCGCCUCCGGCCGCGCCGGCCGGAGCACCUGGACACCUGGCCCCGCUCGGAUCUGCCUGUACCCGCUGGAGGAGCAGUGGGGUGGGUGGGGUGAGCUGUGCCCCCAGGGCCAGCACAGACACUGACCUAGCCCAACCUCCUUUUUUCUUUUUCUUUUUUUUUUUUUUUUAAUUUUUUCCCCUAUAUUUUUUUUCCUUUAUUUUAUUUUACCAGCUCCAAUUUAGCCCAGGAUCUUUUAACUGCUGCCAGCGGUGGAGCGCAGAUCGGGAUUAGCUAUUUUCCUCCCCUGCUCCGAAGAUCCUCCUCCUGAGCGGCCACCAUGGGAAGUAAAACCCUGCCGGCCCCGGUGCCUAUCCAUCCUUCCCUCCAGCUUACCAACUACUCCUUCCUGCAAGCAUUCAACGGGCUGCCCGCCGUGCCCUCUGACCACCUCUCCAACCUCUAUGGCUUCAGCGCCCUGCACGCCGUGCACUUGCACCAGUGGACUCUGGGCUACCCGGCCAUGCACCUGCCCCGCUCCUCCUUCUCCAAAGUCCCCAGCGUCUCCAGCCUGGUGGAUGCGCGCUUCCAGCUGCCGACCUUCCCACUCUUCCCACAUGUCAUCCAGCCCAAGCAAGAGGCCGCCAACAUGACCCUCAAAGCCAAACCCCGCUUUGACUUUGCCAACUUAGCAGUGGCUGCCACACAAGAGGACCACUCUAAACUGGGACAGGCAGACAGUCAGGGCUCACCUGCAGGGCUGGGGUCUUUGCUUGAGGUGACUAAACUCUCUCCAGAAAAGAAACCCACACGGGGAAGGUUACCGUCCAAAACCAAGAAGGAGUUUGUGUGUAAAUUCUGUGGCAGGCACUUCACCAAGUCCUACAACCUUCUGAUCCAUGAAAGAACCCACACCGACGAACGGCCCUACACAUGUGAUAUUUGUCACAAGGCUUUCAGAAGACAGGAUCACCUGAGGGAUCACAGAUAUAUCCAUUCUAAAGAAAAGCCUUUUAAGUGUCAAGAAUGCGGGAAAGGAUUUUGCCAGUCCAGAACACUAGCAGUCCACAAGACACUGCACACGCAAGUAAAGGAACUGAAACCCGCCAAACUUAAGUGUUGAAUCUCCAACUUCUGUGAACUUUUCCUCCCUUUCAGACUUUACACCAAAACUAGAGCAGAAACAAAACUUUCAGGAUGGGAGCACUGGACUUUGUGCUUUGUUUUUGUUUCUACUUUAAAAAGGGCAAAAUCUGUGCCCCUUCAAUCCCCUGUCCAAGCAAUUAACUUUCUAAGUCGUGGGCAAAAAGAUUAUUUUGAAUUUAAAAUAUAUGUGAAUGAUACAGAGAGCGCUAGAUGACUUGUGUGGCUUUGAUAAACUUUAUGCCAAAAGGUGGUGCUCACGUGUUGGACAGGAAUCUCUUUAAAACCAAACAAAAACCCACAAGACACCCCCGACCAACCCUGCCCCCACCCAAAAAAAACCCCAAAAAACAAACCAAAAUCGUAGCUUCUAAAAGUAUUACUUAAGAAAAUCCAAACUCUUAUUUUAUACUUUUUUUUUUUUUGACUGUAUAAAGCUUCUUAUUUUUACACUUCAGGAAAUACAAAAAAUUCCAGAAGACAAUUAAGAACUGAAAAGAUGGUUUCUCAUCACAGCACCAUUGAGACAAGGAGAGGGGCAACUUGCAAAUCUCAUUUGCUGGUUUGUUUUCAGAAAAGGAGAAGAAAAUUAAUGUUUGGAAAUGACCUAAGUCUCUCAAGUGGAGAGUCCUAUCAUGUGUUAGAAAAUGCAUCCAGAUCUCAGACCCACAGGUUCCUGGUGUUGGGACAGAUCAGUGUUCAUGGGACAUGGAGAACUUUUUUAUUACCUUGUGGUCUAGUGUGCUGUGAGGAAGUUUGUAACUUCUGGACUUAUUUAAAAACCCAGAGGAAAGAAAGAUGGCAAUACGUCAAACUGACGGUAUGCACAACGUGGUUUUAGUGGUACUAAAAGUCUUCGUAUGUCCUGGUGUGAAAGAACAAAUCUCAACUUGAGAGCGUAUUUUUUUAAAUGCUGGCUUUCUGAACAGUGUAUUCAAAUUAAGAGACAUUCCAAUAAGUUCUGUUUAUUAAAAAAAAAAAAAAGUUGUAUGGCUGUUUGGCACUUUAUGCUGAUUAUUGGUAAUUGACAUUUAUCACUGGAUUGUGUGUGGUUUUUAAGUAUUAAAAUAAAUUGUUAUUUUACAGGCAAA